This is a messenger RNA of Drosophila grimshawi, 540 nucleotides long. Its product is annotated as ras GTPase-activating protein raskol-like. Lineage: Eukaryota; Metazoa; Arthropoda; Insecta; Diptera; Drosophilidae. The record is from RefSeq and is a predicted model, not a curated record. The coding region runs from base 46 to 540 and encodes 164 amino acids. The transcript has 5 exons.
AAAAAAUCACAAAAUUGCAAAAUAGAAAACCACCCAGCAACAAAAAUGGGACGUCGCACGUAUCUGAAUCGAGCCUAUGCAAUUUCCUACCCUAGUCGCGUCGAGGGCUGGCUGGAUGUGUGUGAAACGGAGGGUGAACUGACACGCCUAAUAAAAACGCUGCCUUGGGGACCGCUGUACUGUGUGCUGCAGCAGGACGAUCAAACAUUUACCGCCUACUGCAGCGAGGAGAUUUCGAUAUUCCCGGCUACGCCCAAAAAGGAGCUAGAGCUGGGCGAUGUGUGCUAUGAGGAUAUACCGCGAGUGCGACUCGAUCGCGUCCGACGUCCGGCCAAGGCGCUGUGGGAUGGUCCGCCCACACUGGCCGAGGAGAACGAGGACUCCGACUCGUGCCUGGGCUCUGGAAUGAACGGCCUCAACGACAUCGUGCUGAACACAACGCUCUACACUGAUCUAGGAAAGUAUUUGCUUAAAAAUUGCACAGCGAAUUCGCAAUAUCAGUUGUACUUUGCUCUAAGCGAGCUCUUGGUGGGUGAGUAG